Messenger RNA from Hyla sarda, 3203 nucleotides. It is a transcript of the gene HOMEZ, whose product is annotated as homeobox and leucine zipper encoding. The transcript is spliced from 2 exons. Gene Ontology annotation, cellular component: nucleus. Gene Ontology annotation, biological process: regulation of transcription by RNA polymerase II. Gene Ontology annotation, molecular function: DNA binding; DNA-binding transcription factor activity, RNA polymerase II-specific. Lineage: Eukaryota; Metazoa; Chordata; Amphibia; Anura; Hylidae. The coding region runs from base 292 to 1950 and encodes 552 amino acids. The record is from RefSeq and is a predicted model, not a curated record.
CAGGUCCCUCCCUUCCUGUUGAUGCGCCAAUCUGUGCGCCUCUGUGGAGAGAUCCUGGCAACGACCCCCUCCCAGGCUCAUCCCGAACUAGCACACAACAACACGACUUCCGACUGAUCCGGACUACUCCUCUGGAGCGAGGAACAUGGCACACGGGCCGAGCAGGGGAACUGAGCUAACGAGCGCCAUGGACGCGUAGUCGUGGACACCCAAAGAACAAAUACUAAGUUUAAAAUACAGUUCUAUUGAAAAUCACAACCUGCCUUAUGCUUUCUCUUUUCUAACUGGACAAUGUCUCCCACCGCCACCAAUGCUUCUGGUGUGUAUCCAGAAGACACUCCAGGACUUGUGUGUUUGCCUCCUAUUUCUGAUGAUCUUCAGUUAAUUUGGACUCAAGCAGAGCUGACCAGUGAGUUGGAUGAUCAUCCACAACUUAUCCACACUUUUAGUUAUUUUCCUUACCCUACAAUGCCAGAAAUUGCGUUGCUUUGCUUACGAUAUGGACUACAAAUGGAGAAAGUAAAAGCCUGGUUUAUGGUACAACGUAUACGCUGUGGUAUCAGUUGGUCCUCAGAAGAAAUUGAAGAGACACGUUCACGUUUGCUCUACAAUCAGGAUCAGCUACAUUUCAAGCCUCUGAUUGCAGUAGCCAAGAAAUCUAAUGUUUUAAGGAGUAUAGAAAAACCUUCAGUUUCUUCACCAAAGUGUGAUGCAGAGCAAGUGAAACUUCCACACUCACCUUGUUCAUCCUCAGAUGAGGUGGCCCCACAUGCUAAGAAAUUAAAAUUAAAUGACAGAACACCGGAGACACGCAAACUAAUGACUACUGAUCACCCUUAUGAGCGAAAAAGAGAAAGCUCAAGCUAUGACUCAACAGGCACUUACAGAGACUGCAUAACAGCUACAGACAUGUCUCCUGAGCUAAAACAGGUACCUAGAAACAAAGUCAAGCAUCCUGCAACAAGUCAAGUGUUUGAAGCAGAGGAAACUAAAAAAAAAACUUUUGGCUCUUCUCCCACCACAGAUGAAGAAGGCCAUAAAAUGUCUUCCUCCUGGAGUAUUGAUGAUUGCAAAGACAUACAAGCUCAUGGGUCCGGUGAGAUUAUUGGUGGAACUCUCAGAGAAGACUAUUAUACACGAGCAAUACGACGACAGCGAAAAACCAAAGAACAGUUGACAAUACUAAAAUCCUUUUUUUUGCAGUGCCAGUGGGCUCGCCGUGAAGACUACAAACAACUGGAGGAAAUAACUGGAUUGCCAAGGUCUGACAUCAUCCAGUGGUUUGGAGAUACACGCUACGCACUUAAACAUGGACAGCUACGGUGGUUCCGUGAUAGUGCCCUUGAACGCCCCAAAUGGUUGGAUGAACCACAGCAUUUUGUGAAUCAAAAUGAAAGACCUAGUGAACAUGCCUCUGGAGAACAUAAAACAGUUGUAACUUUGGCUCCUGAUUUAGGAACCCCACAAUCAGAAAACAAGUCUGCAGUUAAAAUGUUGGUAAAGUCACCAGGACACUCUAUUGGUGGCACACCAGUAAUAAAACUAAUGGAACCAAUGAGUCAGUGCUCAGGAAAAACUAUGCAAAAUGUUCCAAAAAUACAAGCUAAUACAUAUGCAACUUCUUCAGGGACACCAAAAUCUGCACAUGAAUUAAAAUCCAUUUCUCCAAUAGUAACCUCUUCACAAUCAGAGCCUUCUUAUCAGGACCAUAUUCCUUCUGCUUCCCCCAAAAAAUAUGAUGUACUGGACAAAUACUGGUGUACUCAUCAGCACAUAUCGGAGGUAGACUUACAUUCACUUAUACGUAAAUCUGGUUUGAGCCGGAAAGAGGUACUAGAUUGGUUUUGUGAAAAAUCUAAAGAACCUGCAGAAGUGGAGGUAUGUCUGGAUGAAGAGGAAGAUACUCUGGUAGAUGAGGAAAAUGAUGAAAUUGUUAUCAUUCAGGACUAGUGCAAUGAAUACCACAUAUUUUUCUUAGGAAUGGCUUAUUUUGAAUAAAAAAGAGAAUUAUCAUCUUCCUAUAAUAUAAAUUACACAUUUUUGUAUUUAUUUACGUAUACUUUUGUUUCAGCAUACAAAGGACUGCCUCUCAUAAAAUGGUCUCCAUUUGUAAAAUCUUAACUAUUCCCCAGGACAUAAACAUUGAUGUCCCAUCAUUAGGAUAUGCCAUCAGGGUUUGAUCGUAUUGGCACAAUAAAGGGACUGCAGUUCUUCUGCCAGCACUUUUUUCUAUUCAUUUGUUUACACAUGCACAAUGCAAUGCUUACAAGUGUGGCCUGGUAAUAUGUAUAAAACGAGCUCCAAUAGUAUGCACAGAUAAAAUAGAGCUUUUGUAUCUUGGUGUGAGGUUUCUCAGUGUGAUCAGCAGCGAUGCCUGAUAUGGUACAGACACUGAUCCAACAUUGAUGGCUUAUUCUGUGGGUAGGCUAUCAGUAUUUAUGUUUUGGAGAAGCCCUUAAGCCUGAUUUUACACACAUUUGUUUUUGUAGUAUUUUUUAUUGCUGUAAAAAAAAUCAUGGGAAAUCUGUUGACAAAUCCCUUUUAACUCUACGGGGAAUCAAACUGAUGCUAUAUUUUUUUGGUGUGUUUUUUUUUUUUUUCCCAACAUAAGAGUUGUAUUUUAGUUCAUUUGGACAUAACAUUUGUAUUUAAUUAUUUGUAUUUAUUUCUGGGCUUUGCUAUAAAAAAGAGCAUUGUGUGAAGACAGCCUAAGGAAUUUCAGAAGCGGGUGUUCCACUGUGGAAAUUGCAAAUCUCAGAAUUUGUUCAUUCUUUUGGAAGAAACCUCUCUUAAAUGCAUUGCUAUCUAUGAAGACGACACAUUUUAAAGCUGGCUUGUUUUUGAUGCUGCAUGCUGCCCAGAUUUCUCCAGGCUGAGAUCCCAUAGUGUAAAUGGGCCCUAUGGGUAAUUACACACACAAACACACACACAGAUUUAUACGUUUCUGUGACUGAAAAUCUAGUCUAUAAAUAUUAGUUUGUUUAGUUCAGAUUGAUGGGACUUUCAUAGACAUUGCAGAAUUAAAGGGGUUAUCCAGGAACAGAAAAACUGCUAAUUUCUUCCCAAACAGCACCACACCUGUCCCCAGGUUGUGUUUGGUAUUGCAACUGGACACCAUUUUCUUUAAGUGAACUGUGAUGACAUAACACCCACAACCUGGGGACAGGUGUAGUCCUGUUUUUUUUGGAAAUAAAUAAUAAUAA